GCCCUGCCUCUCAGAAGAUGCACUAUUACAGAUACUCCAAUGCUGAGGUCAGCUGCUGGUACAAGUAUCUCCUGUUCAGCUACAACAUCAUCUUCUGGUUGGCUGGAGUUGUCUUCCUUGGAGUCGGGCUGUGGGCAUGGAGCGAAAAGGGUGUGCUGUCCGACCUCACUCGAGUGACCCGGCUACACGGCAUCGACCCGGUGGUGCUGGUCCUGAUGGUGGGCGUGGUGAUGUUCACACUGGGCUUUGCUGGCUGUGUGGGGGCCCUGCGGGAGAACAUCUGCCUGCUCAAGUUUUUUUGCGGUGCCAUCGUACUCAUCUUCUUCCUGGAACUGGCCGGUGCUGUGCUGGCCUUCCUAUUCCAGGACUGGGUGAGGGACCGCUUCCGGGAGUUCUUCGAGAGCAACAUCAGAUCCUAUCGGGAUGACAUAGACCUGCAGAACCUCAUCGACUCCCUGCAGAAAGCUAACCAUUGCUGUGGGGCGUACGGCCCCGAGGACUGGGACCUCAAUGUGUACUUCAACUGCAGUGGUGCCAGCUACAGCCGCGAGAAGUGUGGGGUGCCCUUCUCCUGCUGCGUGCCGGACCCUGCGCAAAAAGUUGUGAACACACAGUGUGGAUAUGAUGUCAGGAUUCAGCUGAAGAGCAAGUGGGAUGAAUUCAUCUUCACAAAAGGCUGUAUCCCGGCCCUGGAGGGCUGGCUGCCGAGGAACAUCUACAUCGUGGCUGGCGUCUUCCUCGCCAUCUCACUCUUGCAGAUUUUUGGCAUCUUCCUGGCGAGGACCCUGAUCUCAGACAUUGAGGCAGUAAAGGCCGGUCACCACUUCUGAGGAGCCUAGCCUCAUUGUGGAGGUCAGGCCUUCAGUGUCACUAGCCUGUGCUAGCAGGGGAGGAUCCAAAGCCAACAACCACUCGAGCCAGCACCAUCUUCUGCAGCAGCGUGACCUCUCUGCUCCUGGUUGCUGGUGCUGAAGACCCAGGAGCCCUGCAACAAGCCUGGAAUCCAGACCACAACGCUGCUCCACCCAAUGGACAACGUGUCUUCCCAUGUGGUGGUGACUCUGAGGGACAGAUGGGAGCCCUGUGGCUGCACAGAGGGCUUUACUCCAGCCAAGUCCACUUGAAGCGAGCCUGAGCCAGGCAUGACUGGGACCCGGCAGCCCCUGCGUGAGGGAGGCGAGAGCAGCCUCUGUGUCUGCAGCAUUAAAUCCAGGGGACCAGGCGGGCUGGGGCCUGGCCCUUCUGGGAGCCGCUCUUCUGCCACUAGUGUACAUAGUUUAUUUAUAGCAGUCAGAAUGUCCUCACAGCAGGCCUGCCUGUCCUCCUCCUUUCCUCGGGCAUCCUCCUCUCAGCAGCCUUACACGGUGUCCCUGGAGUGUCUCAGAGCCACCCACAUGGCCUCUUCAGUCCACACUGUCACCUUCCGCUGUGGCCCCACACCCUUCGCCACCCCUCUUGGCCUCACUGUCUCCUGGUCUUGGUGCUACUGAAACUGUCACCCAGAACUUGAAUCCUGACCUUGCCUCUGGCACCCCAAAGAGCCCCAGCCCCAGGAGGCCCACAGAGACCUUCCCCAGCUGUCACAGCCACACUGCCCAAUGGAUGUGCACUUCUGGGAGAGGGACACUGCCCUAGGGCCAGGCCACUCAUGCUGGGAAGCUUGGGGCAUUUCAUUCCUAAAUGUCAUGGUGACUCCCUGCCGGUUAUCUGUGGUCUCGUGUUCACCCUUCCUGUUCCGGCCACCUGGGGCUUGCUCUGCAGUACCCUGGGCCUCCAUCAUUCUUGGCUGGGCUCCAGCGCUUUCCAGGCCCUGCCCUCCCAGGCUGAGGGCCAAGUCGCCUGCCACAGUGUACAUGCUCAUGUGGUGCAUACUGGUGAUGCUGUGGGUGUUUGUUGAUGAUGAUGACGAUGUUAUAAUUUUUGUUUUCUGGUUUCUCGUUUUUACAAUUCUCUGUAGACUAGAGGAAGACGAAUGCUGUGUUUUUAGGAAGUGUAAAGCUCCUCUUUGACUGCCAGACUCUUUUAUGGAAUAUAUCUUUAUAUUAAUGCUC
Molecule: messenger RNA, 2051 nt
Organism: Chinchilla lanigera (long-tailed chinchilla)
Lineage: Eukaryota; Metazoa; Chordata; Mammalia; Rodentia; Chinchillidae
Gene: Tspan14
Product: tetraspanin 14
Exons: 8
Coding region: 18-830 (270 amino acids)
Biological process (GO): regulation of vascular endothelial growth factor signaling pathway; protein maturation; protein localization to plasma membrane
Cellular component (GO): membrane
Source: RefSeq, a predicted model, not a curated record